This is a messenger RNA of Colias croceus (clouded yellow), 616 nucleotides long. Its product is annotated as acanthoscurrin-2-like. The record is from RefSeq and is a predicted model, not a curated record. The coding region runs from base 69 to 467 and encodes 132 amino acids. The transcript has 2 exons. NCBI's taxonomy places the organism in Eukaryota, Metazoa, Arthropoda, Insecta, Lepidoptera, Pieridae.
CGUUGUUAUUGUAUAAAACGGGAGAAUAUUUCAACUUAUAUCUCAGUCGCCGCCAAGUGUUACUAAAAAUGGCGCGUUUUAACUUAAUUUGUUUAACAUUUGUAGUGAUUUUGGGACUUGCUCUUGCAGGUGUACGAUUACCUCGAUCUCCUCAAUUUGGUGGUAGACCAGGAGGUUUUGGCCAAGGUGGUUUCGGCCAAGGCGGUUUCGGCCAAGGUGGUUUCGGCAAUGGCGGGUUUGGGCAAGGUGGUUUUGGCAAUGGCGGCUUUGGACAAGGUGGUUUUGGGAACGGCGGGUUUGGACAAGGUGGAUUCGGACAACGAGGUUUUGGACAAGGUGGUUUCGGACAAGCUCGUGGACAAGGUGGCUUCGGGCAAAGGGGCUUUGGACAAGGUGGCCUUGGCAACGGUGGUUUCGGGCAAAAUGGUUUUGGCCAAGGUGGUUUUGGACGGGGUUUCGGAGGAUAAAUUAAGUGAUUUAUGAGAGAACUACAUAACGGUUUCGAUUGAGAUGAUUGAUUUAAUGAUGUACUCUGUAUUUAUUUUUUAAACUACAUACGUUAAUAUGUUUUUUAUGUGAUACUAAUGUUAUUUAAUAAAUGUACAAAAUGUUUAAA